Messenger RNA from Sphenostylis stenocarpa, 2319 nucleotides. NCBI's taxonomy places the organism in Eukaryota, Viridiplantae, Streptophyta, Magnoliopsida, Fabales, Fabaceae. The record is from the annotation of a GenBank genome assembly.
AUGCUCAGAGUUGAUUCAAUGAGAUAUUCUUACCUCUUUCUUGUGGUUCUUACUUGGUUUGUGUUCAUCCAUAGUACCCAUGAACUGCAACUUGCUCAGUCCCAAGUUCUGUUUCAGUUAAGAAAGUAUCUGGAGUACCCUACCUCCCUGCAAAUGUGGAAAAAUUACUCUAGAGACCUUUGUAGCCUUCCUCCAUCUGCUCAUUUGAGCAUUAAGUGUGAGGGUAAUUCAGUAACUGAGCUUAAAAUUAUGGGAGAUAGAGAUAGAGCUGCGAAGGUUGACAAGUUCAAUGGAUAUGCAGUUCCGAAUCAGACACUGUCAAUGAGCUUCUCUAUUGAUUCUUUUGUGACUACAUUGGCAAGGUUAACCAACUUAAGGGUCCUUAGAUUGGUGUCCUUGGGCAUUUGGGGUCCACUUCCUGAAAAAAUCCAUAGGCUGUCUUUGCUUGAAGUUUUGGAUAUGAGCUUAAAUUUCUUAUAUGGUUCCGUGCCACCAAGAAUGUCUACAAUGACUAAGCUUCAUACAAUCACACUUGAUGGAAAUUAUUUGAACAGCACAAUGCCUGACUGGUUUGAUUCUUUAUCCAAUCUAAAUGUCUUGAGUUUGAAGAGCAACCACUUAAAGGGUUCAUUUCCCUCCUCACUAUGCAAAAUUGGGAGUCUUACUGAUAUUUCCUUGUCCCACAAUGAGUUGUCUGGUGGGUUGCCUGAUCUCACUGCUCUCUCUGGCCUACAUGUACUUGAUUUAAGGGAAAAUCAUUUAGAUUCUGAACUGCCAAUGAUGCCUAAAGAUGUAGUCACAAUUCUGCUCAGCAAAAAUUCUUUUUCAGGUGAGAUACCAAAUCAGUUUAGUGAAUUGGGUCAUCUUCAACAUCUAGAUCUUUCAUCAAAUCUUCUAAGUAAGAUCCCCCCAUCUUCCUUGUUCUCAUUACCAAACAUUAGCUAUUUGAACUUAGCCAGCAACGAGCUAUGUGGGCCUCUUCCACAAAAACUAAACUGUGGCAGCAAACUUGGGUUUGUGGAUAUCUCUAGUAACAAGUUAAAUGGCGAACUUCCUUCUUGCUUGGCUAAUACAUCAGGUAAAAGGGUUGUUAAAUAUGGUGGAAACUGUUUAUCUGUUGAUUCUCAACCUCAGCAGCGAGGGACUUACUGUAAACAGUCCAGUUCAGGAAGAAAGAACUUCUGGAAAUUGAAAAUAGCUGUAGCAGUUGCCAUUAUUAUUGUAAUUGUGCUUGUACUUUCAGCUUUUGGAGUUCUCUUUUAUAGAAAAUUUUAUUCAAGGGAGAUGUAUAGGCAUAAGAUGUUGCCUAAGGCUGUUCAAGAUAACUCAACAACAGGAGUUUCUUCUGAAGUCCUUGCUAGUGCUAGAUUCAUUUCUCAAGUAGCAAAGCUAGGGACACAUGCUAUUCCUACCUGUCGACAGUUUUCAAUUGAAGAGUUGAAUGAAGUCACAAGAAACUUUGAGUCGUCAACAUAUAUGGGUGAAGGCUCCUUAGGAAAGCUGUACAAAGGUAAACUUGACAAUGGAUCCUAUGUGGUGAUAAGAUGUGUGGCUCUGUCAAAGAAAUGCUCAAUACAAAAUCUUAAAGCUCGGUUGGAUUUCCUCUCAAAGCUUCACCAUCCAAAUUUGGUUAGCCUUUUGGGUCAUUGUGUUGAUAGUGACCAACAAAAUGAUUAUAGUGGCCUCAAACUUCAUCUUGUAUAUGAGUAUGUACCAAAUGGGAAUUAUCGAACCCAUCUGUCAGAAUUUUCAUCAGACAAGGCACUGAAGUGGUCUGAUAGAUUAGCAAUUUUAAUUGGAGUUGCCAAAGCUGUGCAUUUUUUACAUACUGGAGUUAUACCGGGUUGUUUCAGAAACCAAUUGAAGACAAACAAUAUUUUACUUGAUGAGCAUCACUUUCCAAAACUAAGUGACUAUGGUAUGUCCAUAAUUGCUGAGGAAAUCGAAUACCUUCAGGCAAAGGGAGAAAAUCCAAAAUCAUGCCAAAGAGAAAAGUUAGAAGAUGAUGUCUACAAUUUCGGAUUGAUAUUGUUCGAGUCUCUUGUUGGACCCAUAGCAUGCCAAAAAGGAGAAGCAUAUUUUCUUGAUGAAAAGAGAUCCUUUGACAGUCAAGAUGGUAGAAUUAAAAUGGUGGAUCCAGUAGUGUUGACCACUUGCUGUCCAGAGUCAUUAUCAAUUGCAACAUCUAUUGCAACCAAAUGCAUAUCCCCAGAAUCUCCAUCUCCUCCCUCUUUUGAAGAAGUCUUAUGGAACCUACAGUAUGCAGCUCAAGUCCAAGCCACAGCAGAUGCUGACCAAAAAUCAGAAUCUACAUCUUAA